Branchiostoma floridae (Florida lancelet) is the source of this 2018-nucleotide messenger RNA. RefSeq names its product protein-lysine 6-oxidase-like. Gene Ontology annotation, molecular function: protein-lysine 6-oxidase activity; copper ion binding. Gene Ontology annotation, biological process: peptidyl-lysine oxidation. The coding region runs from base 340 to 1143 and encodes 267 amino acids. The transcript has 7 exons. The record is from RefSeq and is a predicted model, not a curated record. Lineage: Eukaryota; Metazoa; Chordata; Leptocardii; Amphioxiformes; Branchiostomatidae.
CAGCUUUCAAUAUUUAAACAGUUGGGAAGGUCUUUCCGUCACAUACGUAGCGAAGGGGAAUAGAUAAGUGCAGCUUUACGACAGACUGUUCUCUGUACCAGACAGACGGUUACGAAAGGCUCCUGUCACAACCCGCCUGCGCCAGCCACGCACUCCGCCUGCCCUUUUCUCCUCCAGCUCAGUUCUUCCGAAAGGGUGUGACUGCGAUAGACUGAGGAAAAGCGCCAGCGUUAAGUCGUCCUUUGCCACUCGAAAGAGGAUUAAGUAGCGGCAUAUCAUUUCUAGGACCCAGCAAGCCGACCCGUCAUCCCUGGUGAAUCUCAGCGUCUGUCGACCACCAUGCAGAUUCAAUGUGCACAGGUAUUCCGUGUGUGCGGCAUCGCAUCUUUCGUGGUUUUCUGCGUGCUGUAUGGGUCCUAUCAAUAUUACUACAACUACUAUGGAUACUACGGAUACGGAGACUCGCAAUCUUCGAAUGACAUCGACUCGGAGCCAGGUCUACCCGAUCUCGUCCCCGAUGCCUACGUGAUCCAAGUAUCGGCCUACUUGGACACCCAGCCGAUGUCGACGCUUCAGUGUGCGCUGUCUGAGAACUGUCUGGCAAGAUCGGCAUGGAACGCCGACUUGAGCGACGAGAGGAAGCUCCUCAGGUUCGCACUGAAGACAGAGAACAGGGGAAAGGGAGAGUUCAACCCAGAACUCCCUCGCCGCUACUGGGUCUGGCACUCCUGCCAUCAACACUACCACAGCAUGGACGCCUUCUCGUACUACGACCUGCUGGACAAGAACACGGGCGGGCAGGCCGCGGAGGGGCACAAGCCGAGCUGGUGCCUGGAGAACACGGGCUGCGGCUACACCAGCAGGAGACCGGUCUCGUACAACUGUCACUGGGGCACACAGGGCAUCUCCAGUGGUUGCUGGGAUACAUACACCUCCGAUCUGGACUGCCAGUGGAUAGAUGUGACCGAUGUGACGCCGGGAUUUUAUAUCAUGGAGGUAGCCGUGAACCACCACCGACGGGUUAUAGAGUCGGACUACUCCAACAACAGGGUCCGCUGUGACGUCAUACUGGAGAAGUCCACCGCUUAUGUCUAUAACUGCAUCAACACGGACCUACAAGGCCUUGGACAACUAUACCGCUGAUUGACAGGUAUUGAAGAUCCCGCUCCUACCACGGACGACCCCUACCGACACCUCGCGAGAAUGCAACAUGUCAGCUUUCACUAUAGUAUGCCCGUGUGCCCGUGAAGCGAUUAGGAGGUCUUUAAUGUGUCUUAUUGCUUAAAAACUUAUGCAAACUCGAAUCAAAAUAAAAGGAUGGUGCUAUUAACGUUUGGUGCUAGAUAAUUGUAAGUUUGACAUAAAAGUGUCGUCACAAACGGAGGAAAGAAAACGUACGAGAGGUAAACGUUUAACUAAAAUGCUCCUUUUUAUCAUCAAACUUGAAACAAUAUUUAAGUGUUGAAAACGUUGUCCUCUAUUACAGCACAUAUACCUAGGUGCUGAUGAAAUCUAUCACUGACCAUGAAGUAACGAUUCUUUCAUAAGAAGCAAUGAUAGAAAUGUCUCCUGGACUUGCCGAUUGGAGGUCUGUCUUUUUUAACAAGAGACAUCUCCUUUCAUAGCUCGUAACGAUAAAGAGUGAUUAUCAAUUGCACAUAACACUAAUUUACUAAGCAAUGAUUUCAAUGCUGCUGAAACGAUGAAAAGACAAACAUCUUUGUUAUGAUAAGAAUACCAUUCACAACGAGAAUUGUAUACAGGGGCGUUGAUUGUAUUCUUGUAUAUGUACCUGAUAUGUAUAUCAGCGCUAAAACAAUGGAUAACGUAUUUCUGGACGCAACAUAUUCAUGUACAUAUGCACAUAUGUUACGGAUGUAAUCAUAUUCGAUCAUCGUAUCAACCAAUAUGCCUUUAUUUGCCGACGCGGGAAUAUAUUUUCUGGAUCAGAACAUUUAAUUACAUGCAUUUGAUUUGUCACAUAAGCGCAAGUUCAAAUAAACAUUGAUAAAUGAUAA